Molecule: messenger RNA, 2352 nt
Organism: Aplysia californica (California sea hare)
Lineage: Eukaryota; Metazoa; Mollusca; Gastropoda; Aplysiida; Aplysiidae
Product: spermatogenesis-defective protein 39 homolog
Exons: 19
Coding region: 431-2053 (540 amino acids)
Biological process (GO): intracellular protein transport; vacuolar transport
Cellular component (GO): cytoplasm
Source: RefSeq, a predicted model, not a curated record
AAGCAAAAAUUAUAUAUUAAUAAUUUAAGGCUAACCAUAAUUUAAAUCUAUACCUCACAAAGUGAACUAGUGGAAUGGUGACAGAUUCUUUCUUUCUUUUUUUUGCCUUCCGAAAAUGAAUAAUUAAAAUGUAGUCGAACUGUUUUGUUUUGUCAUUUAAAUCGGAAACCCAGUAUAGAUUGGGAUUUUGUCAAAUCCAUCAAGGGAACGUACUCUGUUCGGAUUUCUCAACUAGGCUAUAGUAUUGUAUUGUAGAUCAAGCUGAGUAGCCUACUGACUGUAUUGUAUUGAUGUUUUGCUCUGCUGACUGAUGCGAAGUGCACUGUGACUGUGACUCAAGUGACUGUAGGCUGCUAUAAUUAUACUACUAACUAGAUCUAGGGCUGGGCUGUAGACCAACUGAACCUCUGCCUGACCCUGGAAAGUCACUAUGGAUGAUGAUGACGGAGCAAGCUUUGAAAAUGCAGGAAAGAGAGGAAGGCAGAAAGUCAAUAUCUUUGAUGACAAUAUUAGUUUGGACGCGGCUCGUACGAUCAUCAAAUCCUCACAAAUAGAAGAUGAAGAUGAGGAUGACGAGGAAAUUACUUUUGAUGGAAAACCUGUGGUCAAGUACACUGCUAAGAGCAGCAGCAAUGCCUCAAAGACUCCUAUGCCAGAUUUAUCCUCCCUGGCAGUGCCGGCUGUAUCCUCUACCUCCCGUACCUCAUCCAAUCCACCCACCACCAGCUCGUCCAUGUCCUCCUCAUCAAGCUUUGGGGGUGUCAACAGCGCUAUGACAUUUGGGCACAGCCGCUCUCAGAGUCUGACCCUGGGUUCCUCAGUAAAUAUUGAGCCCAGAGUUAUGAAACCUCAAUUUGUGCCCUCUCCAAUGAGCUCUACGACGAGUUUGGAAGAACUUGAUGACUUCUCCCAUGGAUCAAAACGUAAGCAGAUGUCUGCCUCAGAUAUUGACAAAAUGCAGCAAGAAAUCCAAUCAUUACGACGAUCCCUAUUGGGAGCCAAAAGGGAUAGAUGGGUCAAGCUCCCUGUGGAUGACACUCUAAGGAGGAUUAUGAAGGGAGAGGGCUAUUCUCUGGAGUUGUAUCGAUCUUUGGAAGACAAACUGGAGCUACUGGAUAAGGCUGUCAGGUUGCAUGAUGGGAAUGCAAUCACAGCAGCAGUGCUGUUCUUACAAAGCACUGUGACAAAGACAAUAUUCAACAGAGAACUCUUGUGCAGGCCUCAGGCAGCAGACCAUUACCUCAGUUACCUGAAAGCUCACUUUGAUUUUGCAGAAUACAUCAACGUUUUAGUAAUGUUAGGACGCACUGAAGAAGCUGCUGCCUUCAAGUUCAAGUUGGCUUUACCUACAACAGAUGUGGGAUUGAAAAUUUCCAAACUGAAAGACAGUUUAAGAAGUCACUUCUCUGCUGACCCGCACCUUUCUCAAGAAUCUUCUUUUGUACAAGAAUAUAUAGACCUUCUUGAACGGCAAAGACCAGUGGAUGAAUCGGAUGCAAAUCUAGAAGCCACUGGGCGCUCACAGAUGUUCAGAGACAUUCCUCGCAAGGUGUCCCUCAUUGGCAUGCCUGUUGUGACAACAUUGUACUAUUGCUGUCUAUAUCACUAUGACUUGUCUGAGAACUCUCUGGGCAGUCCUGCAGCUAUAAAGAAGAGACAUCAGAUUUCAGAUAAGCAAUACCUCUGGACUGCAAUAUCGGCAAGGGCUAAAGUCAGACAUUGGAAAGACAUUGAGAUAAUGUUGACCACUAAGGGCUGGUUUGGUGGCACUAAGAUGAAAAGUGUUAUAGGUUUUGACAAAAUUGUUAACAUUUUGCACCGAAACUCUGCACCCCCUGAGAUAUUAGAAAAGUACUUAAGUCUUAUUGAUGAUGUGGAAACCCGGAUAGAGUUGGCCAAAAAGGUGUCUUGCCAUAAAGCAAUCAUGGAUACUUACGUUGCAACAAAAAAUCGCCCAGAAUUGGAGGCAUACGCUACAAAAUUCGACAGAUACUCCAAGGAGGGUCUUUAUGCUCAUGACAUCUUGAAUAGCUCAACCAUUCGAUGGAAAUGAGGGAUGAUGCAGACUGCCUACCAGCGAGCCUUCAUUUUCCCCAAUAGAGAAUCCUGUGCAGUGUCUUUCAGUGAUACAAGUCAUCUCCAGGGUUUUUUUCCCUUCUCUCAUCAACGCCAUCUAGAAGACAAUGCAUGGGUUUUAUUCUCCGUAUUUGUACUGGACCCCACUGAAAUUACACACUGCUGUUUGGGAGUGCUGCUAAAACUCCUGAAAUGCUCCACUUGAAUACUGUUUUUUUUUUUUAUAAAGUGUUUUACGGCGCUCGCAACUGCAUAAGGUCAUAUGAGCGCGCGGGA